UUAUGGUAGGUUCGUGUGAAUUGGACGGUGUCUAUAUGUUUGGGACCUUCGAUUAUGGACAAAUGAAAGGGACAUCAUCUGAAAACACCAGCGUUUGACGUUGGUGAGCUUUUCUGAGCCACGUGUGCUAAUUAAUAUUUUGAAAACUCAUUACUGAAGGAUUAUUAUGCGUAAAUUGUGUUUUACCACUGUGAACUGGAGCCGUAUUGUGAGUUCACCAGGAUAUUUCUGACAUUACAAUAUUGAUAUUUUAAACUCCAGUGCAAAUUUCAGUUCCUAAGUUGACUUUUUUUAAGCUUUGACCAAGUAUUCUGAAACAUGGCUUUACCUGACAAUGCUAUUAGCCUUCCUGUCGAGGAACUGGCCUUUCCGGAAAUCAUUGAGCUAAACGUCGGGGGUCAGGUGUAUAUCACCCGCUACUCGACUUUAACAAGUGUGCCGGACUCGCUCCUGUGGGAGAUGUUCAGCCAGAAGAGCACCGAGAGCUUGGCGCGCGACACCAAGGGUCGUUUUUUCGUGGACCGAGACGGGUUCCUGUUCCGGUAUAUUCUGGAUUACAUGCGAGACCAGCAGCUCGUCCUUCCGGACCAUUUCCCGGAGCGAGGACGGCUGCAGCGGGAGGCUGAGUUCUUCAACCUCCCCGAGCUCGUUAAGCUGCUGGCACCAAAGCUCAGCAAGCAGAACUCUUUAGGGGACGAGGGCUGCCAGAGCGACCCCGAGGAGCCCUCGCCCGGGGCCGACGUCGCCCGGAGCCUCGGGGCCGUUGCAUGCUCCAGCUUGGCUUCGGGCGACGGAAAGUGCUCCGGGUUCAUCACCAUCGGCUACCGGGGCUCCUACACUCUCGGCCGCGACAGCCAAACAGACGCCAAGUUCCGGCGCGUGGCUCGGAUUAUGGUGUGUGGGAAGACUUCUCUCGCUAAGGAGGUUUUCGGGGAAACGUUGAACGAGAGCCGCGACCCCGAUCGCCCGCCUGAGCGCUACACGGCGCGCUAUUACCUAAAGUUUACUUUCUUGGAGCAGGCUUUUGACCGGUUAGCCGAUGCCGGCUUCCACAUGGUGGCUUGCAACUCCACUGGGACUUGCGCCUUCGCUCACGAGCAGACUGACGACAAAAUCUGGGCCAGCUACACCGAAUACGUAUUCUACCGUGAGUGAUCCUAAACCCUGCCUCCCAGACCACAGAUCACCUGCAAUAGAUGUAGAAGCUUCUAGAUCACCAUCCAUCAGACUUCCCCACAUCAGAGCCCUUAAUGCCUCUUCCCCGCCGCGCUCCAGUAACCUUUCUUCCCUCCGAACGAGCCAUGUUGAUCUUCCCCUCACGAGAGACUGCCUUCCCCUUUCUCAGCUGUUGUUGAUGUGUUUUGUCCAGCUAAAAGUUGGAGAAGAACUGCUAAACUAGGCUUGAGCCUUUUGAAAGGGCUUCUCUCGUGUGUCACUCAAAUUGUCAGACAAAUUAUAAAGCUUUUGAGUUGUUCGUGAUGCGAAAUAGAGAUGUAAUAGACUAUGUAAUUUGGGUUAUUAUCAAUGUAUCUAACCCUUCAAUGGGGCCAAAGGAGAGGGAAUCCACUAGGUUAUAAAGCCAUCUUUAUGGAUAGAUGCGAAAAGAUGAAGCUAUUUCAAUUGGACAAGCUGUUUUACAUUGAAUAUAUUAAUGUGUCAAACUAUUUUUAACUAGCAUUAAUGAACAGCGUUAUAGCAGGUUUUGGAUUUAUUAAUUGCACAGAAUGGUAUAAUGCCACCUGAGAGUGUGGUGAGCUGUAUUGGCUGUGUUAUUAAGCUUUCUGUGUUUUACUCGUGUAAGGCUAGAUAUGAUAUGAUAUCGAAACAUUGCGCUCAGAACACAGAUUUAUUUUUAGGUCCACUUGAGUUGCCAGAUCAGUUGAACGAUAGCUAUACUGAAUCUUGUUAUUAUUAUUAAUCUGAUAUUUCACAUGCCUGCCAUUUGUGUAAGUUCUUUUAAAUUCUCACAUGUGCUAAUAUUAUUUUUGUUUAUUGAGUUAAAUGCUUCAUAUUUUAAUUAAUCUUAUUUAAAUUUAAAGAUACGUAUAUUUAAAUGAAUUAUUCAAGUGCAUUCAGUAAUUAAUGUUUGCUUAGGCCUAUUUAAGCCAUAGCCUGUUAUGAACCACCAUCUAUAUUUAAACCAUGCAGAUGAUACUAGAUAUUUUCUUCUUCAUUAAAUGCACACAGAGUUAGACGGUGACUUUUAGAGCUUUAAAUUUCAGGUAUUUCCAUUGUAACCUCAGGCCAGAAUUGCCAUUAACUGAAACACAGGCACAAAAUCUCACAGUGGAAUUUAGUUAUGAGAUGUCAUUUGGGAUAAUACAUAUCAAACAGUAAUUUAUUUUAUGUCAAUCAGAAAUGAACUUAAUCCCUUAAUCUUAAUUUCCUGAUAGCGUUUUAAAGGUUAUGUUCGGGCAUUGUUUAAAGCAAAGUGCUCGCCUCAAAGUGUCUUUAUGAAAGCAUGAAUAAAAACAUAAUUAUUCAAUGAGUAUAUUGUCAUAAAUAUAAAACAAAUGUAUGCAUUUAAUGUAUUUGCACAUUACCAAAAACAGGCCAAAAUGAUAUGCAAACACAUUUCCUGUUAAAUCAAAGUCAAUCUUAAAUUAAAGCAACAGUUAAUGCUCUAUUAAGACGAGCUAGUCUUUCAUAUCUCAGUUUCAGUGCUUCAUUCACCAGAGAAAUUUCUAUAUCGAAGACAAUUUUUACAAGCAUAAAAGAUUAAGGUUAAAAAAUAAAUAAAAAUUAAAAAAGUCAGAAACAGCAUGAGAUUCACUCAAAUAGAUUUUUUCAUUUUUUAAUGUGUAUUCUGUCUUAUACAUUCUGGUAGCAUUUUUUUUUCUGGGUAGAUCUACAUUGCUCAGUGAGAGUUAAAGAGAAAAUGGAAGCAUUACAUCAGAUUAUUAAAUCUUACUCUCCCCCAAAGUCUCUUCUCCACUGAAUCCUCUGUUAUCACGCUGCUUCCCAAUUUCUCUCUUUCAUUUUGCUCUGGCGUUCCCUCCGCGGAGACUUCAAAGCGUGAACAUAGGCAAGGCCAGAAUGAAAACCAGGACAAACCUAUAACCAGCUCAGUCAAAGCAGAUUACCCAACCAGCCUUUGUGUUGCUGUGUCUAAUCUAUCUAAUUAAGAUUGCGCUGGCACACUGAGCACUCACAUUGUACUCCAGUGAGGAACUGGGUAAAAACAUAUUUAAAUAACUUUUCAGCUCAGUAAAUAUAACGAUGAUUCAAACAGACAAACUGAGAUCGCGGACACAAGAGCUGAAAUUAUUCAGCUGUCUGAAACAUUAACAUCUCUUGUUAGCUGAUAUGCGAUGAGAGAAAAUAAAACAGACAGGUGGACGCAGACCAACAUCGUCACCUAAACGCAGUCAACCAUCUAAAGCACUGCUGCAUGGAUUUAUAGAUCCUGGUAUUAAAUGUAAAUCAUUUAAAAACAAUAAGCACAAGUAACGUCACAGGCAAUGUAUCAGAUGUCCUAAAAAAAAAAAACAAGAUUCAGAGCACCAACUUUUCCUGUUUAACUUGUAAAUGUGUUACACUACAGAAGUCAAAUGGGUUAGAAAUGCCAACUUAUUUGAGUGUUUGUAGAUGCAUAUCACAGCAGGUGGGUUUUAACAAACAUUUAAGCUCUGUGCAACCGCUAAAUGGUGAAGUGAUUUGUGACCGUAAACAGUCGAUCCUUCAGUCUGGCCAGCGGGAUAAUUGUUGCAUUGUGUGCUGAUGUUAUUUAUAGGGUCCAGACACAGCUAUUAAGCAGCACUGCAGCCAUUCUGCCUGCCUGUAACUCCAAAGCCAUAAUCAUAAUAGGCACUACGGGGGAUAUAUACCCCAAUCAUAAUAGGAUUUUUCAGUGAGCGAUUCUUGUAUUUUUCCAUUUGAUUUACUGAAAUCAUUAAUAUCUUCGAUCCCAGGCCCACAGCUCUUGAUGUGUGGAGGGGGUGAUGAUGCCUCGAUUGAUCACC
Messenger RNA from Onychostoma macrolepis, 3962 nucleotides. It is a transcript of the gene kctd12b, whose product is annotated as potassium channel tetramerisation domain containing 12b. The transcript has a single exon. The record is from RefSeq and is a predicted model, not a curated record. Gene Ontology annotation, biological process: regulation of G protein-coupled receptor signaling pathway; protein homooligomerization. Gene Ontology annotation, molecular function: protein binding. NCBI's taxonomy places the organism in Eukaryota, Metazoa, Chordata, Actinopteri, Cypriniformes, Cyprinidae. Bases 319 to 1155 code for a protein of 278 amino acids.